CCAGGACACUGCUUGGUAGAGCCAGUUGGAACCAGGACACUGCUUGGUAGAGCCAGUUGGAACCAGGACACUGCUUGGUAGAGCCAGUUGGAACCAGGACACUGCUUGGUAGAGCCAGUUGGAACCAGGACACUGCUUGGUAGAGCCAGUGGGGACCAGGACACUGCUUGGUAGAGCCAGUGGGGACAAGGCGUGCAAGGACCAAGGGACUGACAUGAUGUUUCCACAAUCAAGACACUCAGCUUCAUCGCAGCAGCUGAAAUUCACCACGUCUGACUCGUGCGACAGGAUCAAGGACGAGUUCCAAUUCCUCCAAGCGCAGUACCACAGCCUGAAGCUGGAGUGUGACAAGUUGGCCAGUGAGAAGUCUGAGAUGCAGCGUCAUUACAUCAUGUACUAUGAGAUGUCCUACGGGCUCAACAUUGAGAUGCACAAACAGGCCGAGAUCGUGAAGAGAUUAAACGGGAUCUGCGCACAAGUCCUCCCUUACCUGUCUCAGGAGCAUCAGCAGCAGGUCCUGGCGGCCAUUGAGAGGGCCAAGCAGGUCACCCCCCCAGAGAUGAACUCCAUCAUAAGGCAGCAGCUCCAGGCCCACCAGCUGUCCCAGCUCCAGGGUCUGGCCCUCCCCAUGACCCCGCUGCCUCUGGGCCUGAGCCAGCCCAGCGUCACCACCUCCUCCGGCCUCUUCUCCCUCUCCUCCCUGCUGGCCUCACAAGCACAGCUGGCCAAGGAGGAGAAGGCGUCGCGUGACGGCGCCGACAGCCACCGCGAGGAGGACGGAGACAAGUCCGACUAGGCGCCGUGCGUCCUCCUGUCUCUUUCUCUAACUCCCACAUUGACUUGAAGACACCUCUUCCUGGGAGGACCUUCACCCGCUUCCCUUCCUCCUUUUUGAUACUCACUCUUUUCUCUCCUUUCAAGAUCAAGCUUCAUGUUCUCUCCUCCUCCUCCUCCUCCUCCUCCUCCUCCUCCUCCUCCUCCUCCUCCUCCUCCUCCUCUUCCUCCUCCCACUCAGACAGACUUCCUCACCAAGCAAGUAGGAAACAUCACCAAGCAAACAAACACCUACAAAGUCAUCUAAUCCACAUCUCUGGCAUGGAAACAGCAGUUCAGAACAUUCACUGUUUAUUAUUCUUUGUCAACAUUACACACUUUUAGCUAAACGGUUAUUAAUGAUAAUCACCGCUUUGCAUCAUAAAAACGAGGAGUGUUCUGAUAUUGAUGUAUAUCACUCAGAUAUCUUGGCCCUGCGAUGACGUGGCGACUUGUCCAGGGUGUACCCCGCCUUCCGCCCGAUUGUAGCUGAGAUAGGCUCCAGCGCCCCUGAAGGGAAUAAGCGGUAGAAAAAUGGAUGGAUGGACGGAUCAGUCAGAUAUCGACAAUGUAUCGGAUUAUAUGGGAUCGCAUCUAAAUGUGCGAUACAAGCAGCGUUUUAACGUGUGCAAAGUUAAUAUCUCAAUGUCCUCCAAUAAAAGGUAAACAUGCUCGGCUAUAGGCUACUUGGAGCUAGCAGCUACACGACAGCUAAGCACACAAACUCGACCAGGGGUAUCCAAACUACGUCAUGAGUUUGAUUGGGAAUCUGGUUUCGUGGGGUGACUUCAAAAUAACUUUACAUUUCUAUUAAUCUACCGCCAUCUUGUGGACAGCGUGGUUAAAUCACGUCAAUGACCCGGAUUUGUGCUUUGAAAACAAUUCAGCACAGCGUUUACUUAUAUGACCAAACUCCAGACAACCUUCCCUAGUCAUGGCACAACAUUUUUUUAUUAAAAAAAAAAACGUCCAAGCACCAUAGAACAUUCAAAAU
Molecule: messenger RNA, 1807 nt
Organism: Nerophis lumbriciformis (worm pipefish)
Lineage: Eukaryota; Metazoa; Chordata; Actinopteri; Syngnathiformes; Syngnathidae
Gene: tle5
Product: TLE family member 5, transcriptional modulator
Biological process (GO): regulation of DNA-templated transcription; negative regulation of canonical Wnt signaling pathway
Cellular component (GO): transcription regulator complex; nucleus
Molecular function (GO): transcription corepressor activity; protein binding
Source: RefSeq, a predicted model, not a curated record